Molecule: messenger RNA, 694 nt
Organism: Psammomys obesus (fat sand rat)
Lineage: Eukaryota; Metazoa; Chordata; Mammalia; Rodentia; Muridae
Gene: Chchd7
Product: coiled-coil-helix-coiled-coil-helix domain containing 7
Exons: 5
Coding region: 404-661 (85 amino acids)
Source: RefSeq, a predicted model, not a curated record
GUUGGGGUGCGCGCUACUUAAGGUCCUGCUGCGUGAGCCACUGACGUGUUCGGAGCUGGAGCCGGCUCCGCGCUGGUGGUGUGGCCGCCCGUGGUGAGUGGUCUCCGGCCCGUCCCUCCCUCCGCGGCCAGCCCCCGGCGGCCCCCGGGCGAGGACCGACCGAACCGUCCGCCGCGCGCUCCCGUCGCAGCUCGAGCCACACGAUUCGUCCGGCCGGGGCAGCGGAAGGUGACCCCGUGCAGGUUUACGGCGUGGUGUGUUUCUUCUUCCGGAUUUAACACUUCCAGACCGAGACUCCGAGCAGCUUGGGGACCUGGACUUGUUGGGUAACGUGCCCUUCCCCCACGACGGAUCAAAGCUACGAGGAGAGUGGGAAUCAGGAACUCCUUUGUGAGAAGACAAGAUGCCACUGGCCACACGGCGGCUGAGAGAUCCUGACAUAAAUCCUUGCUUGUCGGAAUCUGAUGCUUCUACCAGAUGUAUGGAUGAAAAUAACUAUGACAGGGAAAGGUGUUCCAGUUACUUCUUGAAGUACAAAAACUGCCGGCAAUUUUGGAAUUCUGUUAUGCUCCAAAGAAGACGAAACGGAAUUCAGCCAUAUAUGCCUACAGCAGCAGAAAGAGAUGAAAUUUUGGGAGCAAUGCGAAAGAUGCCUUACUGAACUAUUUGCAUUAAAAUUGUUUCUAUAACUUGA